Molecule: messenger RNA, 2106 nt
Organism: Solanum tuberosum (potato)
Lineage: Eukaryota; Viridiplantae; Streptophyta; Magnoliopsida; Solanales; Solanaceae
Product: monodehydroascorbate reductase 5, mitochondrial
Exons: 17
Coding region: 296-1789 (497 amino acids)
Cellular component (GO): cytoplasm
Molecular function (GO): oxidoreductase activity, acting on NAD(P)H
Source: RefSeq, a predicted model, not a curated record
AAUAACCAAAAAUAAACAUUUUGUCUUCAUACAAAUUUGUAUGCCAGUUCUUGCAUCUGCGUUUUCCAUCUUCAACACUGACGCAAAAUUUGCAGAAAGAUAAUAAAAACCCAGUAAACGUCUCUUGUCUGCUUCCUACAGGCUACGAGCCAUCAUCCCGACGUUUCGGCCAUCUGUAGAGCCACAACAAACAAACAGCAAUAGAGGCAUCCAAUUGGGCACCAAUAAUUAAUCAACAGUAGUAGUAGAGUAGUACUUGUCAAUUUUAUAUUAUUAAUUUCAGAUCACCUUUUUUAUGUCUUCAGUUGUUGUUCGGAGAUUAAUGGCGACUAUGCCUAAUACGAUGUCGUUUAAGCAAGGUCUUUCACUCUGGUGUCCUCAAUCAGCUGCCUUGAAUCGGAUUCCAAGGGUUUCGGUUCCUUCUAGAAGCUUCAGGAGAAGUUUCGUUGCUGCUGCUUCGUUUGAUAAUGAGAACCGAGAGUAUGUGGUAGUUGGAGGAGGAAAUGCAGCUGGAUAUGCGGCUAGAACUUUUGUUGAGCAAGGACAAGCUAAUGGAAAGUUAUGCAUUGUGACCAAAGAGCCAUAUGCACCAUACGAACGUCCAGCAUUGACCAAAGCAUAUUUGUUUCCUCUGGACAAAAAGCCAGCACGUUUACCGGGCUUUCAUACUUGUGUUGGUGCUGGUGGUGAGAGACAAACGCCUGAUUGGUACAAGGAACAAGGGAUAGAGAUGUUGUAUGAAGAUCCAGUAACAGGAGUUGAUAUAGAAAAGCAAACUCUGACAACAAAUUCAGGAAAGCUGCUCAAGUAUGGCACCCUUAUUAUUGCAACCGGAUGUACGGCAUCCAGAUUUCCUGAGAAGAUCGGAGGAAAUUUACCUGGGGUUCACUAUAUUCGGGAUGUGGCGGAUGCUGAUUCAUUAAUAUCCUCACUGGGGAAAGCAAAAAAGCUUGUAGUUGUUGGUGGUGGCUAUAUAGGAAUGGAAGUUGCUGCAGCUGCUGUAGCCUGGAAACUUGAUACAACUAUAAUUUUCCCAGAAGAGCAUCUCUUAUCAAGACUGUUCACUCCUUCUCUUGCCCAAAAGUAUGAACAACUCUACCAAGACAAUGGUGUCAAAUUCGUCAAGGGUGCUAAGAUAAAACAUCUAGAAUCUGGUCCAGAUGGCCGGGUAACUGCAGUUAAGCUUGAAGAUGGAUCAAGUAUAGAGACAGACACGGUUGUUAUUGGUAUUGGAGCAAAACCUGCUGUCAGUCCAUUUGACAUGGUUGGCUUAAACAAAACUGUUGGUGGAAUAGAGGUUGACGGCCAGUUCCGAACAAGCAUACCUGGAAUCUUUGCCAUUGGAGAUGUUGCUGCAUUUCCAUUGAAGAUAUACAACCGAAUUGCACGGGUGGAGCAUGUUGACCAUGCUCGUAAAUCUGCGCAGCAUUGUAUUAAAUCAUUGCUAACUGCACACACGCACACGUAUGACUAUUUACCAUACUUCUACUCAAGGGUUUUUGAAUAUGAAGGAAGCUCUAGGAAAGUGUGGUGGCAAUUCUUUGGUGACAAUGUUGGGGAGGCUGUUGAAGUUGGGAAUUUUGAUCCAAAGGUUGCAACAUUUUGGAUCGACUCUGGAAAGCUGAAGGGGGUUCUUCUUGAAAGUGGGAGUCCUGAGGAAUUCCAACUGCUUCCAAAACUUGCACGGAGCCAGCCCUCUAUUGACAAAGCCAAACUUCAAAAUGCAUCAUCCGUUGAAGAGGCUCUAGAAAUUGCUCAAGCUUCCUUGAAGACUGAAGCUGCAGUUUGAUCACCAGUUCACCACCCAUCAAGAACAUCCUCUCGCACAGUACACCUAUUUUCCAGAUUGAGGUAUCGACAUACCCAUUUGGCAAUUUCGGCAGCUUGUAAGAUUGAAAGAGAAAGAAAGAGGACAACGUAUUAGAUUGAUAAUAUAUCGUAGAAAAAUUGAUGAGAGCGAGCGGGGUGUGGGCACUUGUUUAUGUUAGGAUAUUAGAUUUGUAAUAAGAAUGUCACUUGAAAAUGGAUUUCUAACAUGAAUCCAAAUGAUUAUAGUGUCUCAAUGGUUCCAAUGAAUUAAGUACAGUUCUCUCUUUUUCACAUUAA